GUGUCCCAGAGGCCAAGGGACAAGAUUUAGCCAACAUUAUGAAAUGUUGUAUGCAAAAAAUGACAGAAAGUAGGAUUCCUAAAUUUUGUAAUGUUAAAGCUUUUAUACUUAAUUCUUGACUUGAAGAAAUAAAGUAGGGAGAAUGUGGAGUCUACCCAGUGUCUAUUUCAUGUUCUUUCCCCUCCUCAAUUUGCUAGCUGAACUACUGGCAACAUGGAACCAGAAAAUCAAACAAGCAUUUCAAAAUUUUUCCUCCUGGGAUUUUCCCAGGACCCAGAGCAUCAACCAAUUUUAUUUGGAACAUUCUUGUCCAUGUUUGUGGUCACUGUGCUUGGAAAUCUGCUCAUCAUCCUGGCCAUCAUCUCUGACUCCCACCUCCACACCCCCAUGUACUUCUUCCUCUCCAAUCUGUCCUUGACUGACAUUUGUUUCACUUCCACCACCAUCCCAAAGAUGCUAGUGAACAUCCAGACCCAGAACAGAUCCAUCACCUAUGCAGGCUGCAUCACUCAGAUGUAUUUUUUCAUGGUUUUUGGAGGCAUGGACACAUUUCUCCUGGCUGUGAUGGCCUAUGACCGGUUUGUGGCCAUCUGUCACCCCCUGCACUACCUGGUUAUCAUGAACCCCCGCCUCUGUGGUCUGCUCGUUCUUGUGUCCUGGUUCAUCAGCUUGAUGUACUCCCUAAUGCAGAGUUUGUUGGUGCUGCGGCUCUCCUUCUGCACCAAUUGGAUAAUUCAACUCUUUUACUGUGAACUUGCUCAGGCCAUCACAAUUGCCUGCUCUGACACACUUGCCAAUCAUAUCCUGCUAUAUAUAGUGACUGGCCUUCUUGGCAUUGUUCCCUUCUCAGGGAUUGUUUUUUCCUAUACUCGAAUUGCCUCCUCCAUCAUGAUAAUCCCAUCAGCUGAUGGGAAGUAUAAAGCAUUUUCCACCUGUGGGUCUCACCUCUCAGUGGUGUCUUUAUUCUAUGGGACAGGCCUUGGUGUUUAUCUCAGUUCUGGAGCAUCACCUUCUUCUUGGAAAGGCAUGGUUGCCUCAGUGAUAUACACUGUUGUCACCCCAAUGCUGAACCCCUUCAUCUAUAGCCUGAGGAACAGGGACAUCAAGAGGGCUCUACAAAGACUUCUCAGGAGAAUACUUUAUGUUCAGUGCUGAGAAAAUUGGGUCUUGGGUUUUUGAGCUGCUAUUGAAGUAAAGAAAUCUUGCUUCUUAAACACAGAGGAGAAAUCCCUGGGUGACACAAAUGCAUUGGCCGAAAGGUUGGCAGUUCAUACCUACCCAAAG
Loxodonta africana (African savanna elephant) is the source of this 1284-nucleotide messenger RNA. RefSeq names its product olfactory receptor 7D4-like. The coding region runs from base 214 to 1155 and encodes 313 amino acids. Gene Ontology annotation, cellular component: plasma membrane. Gene Ontology annotation, molecular function: olfactory receptor activity; G protein-coupled receptor activity. The transcript has a single exon. The record is from RefSeq and is a predicted model, not a curated record. Gene Ontology annotation, biological process: G protein-coupled receptor signaling pathway. NCBI's taxonomy places the organism in Eukaryota, Metazoa, Chordata, Mammalia, Proboscidea, Elephantidae.